This is a messenger RNA of Oncorhynchus kisutch (coho salmon), 5716 nucleotides long. Its product is annotated as transmembrane protein 94-like. The record is from RefSeq and is a predicted model, not a curated record. Gene Ontology annotation, molecular function: nucleotide binding. The transcript has 31 exons. The coding region runs from base 604 to 4566 and encodes 1320 amino acids. Lineage: Eukaryota; Metazoa; Chordata; Actinopteri; Salmoniformes; Salmonidae.
AAGCAUUGUGAAACUGCUAUCCAAUCAAAUAAACCUCAUGUAGCAAAUAAGCCAUACACAAUUUUGUUGACCAAAUGUGACACUCUCGUUGACCUUGCUUGGUGGGCGAAACAACGAAAAAACGCCACCAGCUGGAGGGAGAAAGAUUUUCUGCCGAGUUGGUUCUCUUGCUUCCUCUCUGUACACUUGAUAUUUGAGAGACGAUUUAGCUUUAAACGGGGUGACGAGAUACAGACCGUGUUGCAACCUAUCUACCCAGCCAUUCGUGUAAUGAGGACGAUUUCCUCAACACAACUUUGACUGAGCAUCUAGCUACAGCUCCCAGUGUGCCCUGCUGUGAGUCCCAGUGGGCGUGCGUGGUCCUCCCCUCAGACUGGCAGAGCAGGCUGGCAUAGCGGCACCGGCAGGGGGCCAGUGGGUGACGUUUUCCUCCAGCCCAAGUUGUGGUUGGAAGGGGCAUCGAGAAAGAGUGUCGAGAAGACAAAGAGGGGUAUCAAGACGACAUCGAGAGUAUCGAGGAGAGAUCGAGAGGGUGAAGUCUCUGCCUAGCCUCGUCAGGUGUGUGUGAGGCUCGGAGCAUGGUGAGAGCCUGCGCUGGUUGCCAUGGAGCUACAGGAUAAGAAGCAGGAGGAGGGGGUGGGGACCCUUGGCUUGUCCACUGGUCAGGCUCUGGGGACACUGAGGGACCAGCUCACCACCCUGCUUGACCAGCACCAGACCACAGGCCGUGGGAAACAACCGACUGCACGGGAGCAGUGGGUGAAGAGCUUCCUUCACCAUGGCAACCGACACUCCUGUUUCCAUUGGCCAGGAGCUGCCCUUACACUGCUGGUGGUGUUGGGACUUCUCUGUUGUUACGGCGACCAGCCACACGGCAGUUCUGGGAUCGAGUUGGUGAACGCUGCAGCCCUCCUCCUGCUCUUCACGCUGAGCUUCAUGCUGAUUGGUCGACAGCAGAGGCUGAGGAGGACUGAGAUGGUGCACCGGCUCAACAGCAUCAUCAAUCAGCUCAACGACUACCUGUCGGGAUGGGCAGAUUUGGGUAAUGGGGUGAGGUGGUCUCCCUCCCUCUACCCUGACCUGUACACCCCCUCCUCCCCCUCCUGGUCGCUCCACUGGGCCUACCGCGACUCCAAACUGGUCAACCUGCCUGUGUCCCUACUGGUGGAGGGAGACGUCAUAGCACUACGGCCAGGAAAGGAGGCCUUCGCUUCCCUCAGAGGCAUCAAGGAUGAUGAGCACAUAGUUCUGGAGCCAGGUGACCUUUUCCCACCUCUCUCCCCUCCUCCCUCCCCCCGGGGGGACCAGAAGAGGGUUCCCCAGAGCCCCCAGCAGCACCGCCUCUUCAGGGUGGUCCGCACCCCCAUCCUCGACAGCGUCAGGAACAGUCUUGACCUGGCUCUGUCUCGACCAAUCACAGCCCUGGAUAAUGAGAGGUUCACCGUGCAGUCGAUCAUGGCCAAGUUCGCCUGCCCUAUAGUACUGGUGGCGUUCUUGGUUGUGAAUACGGUGCGGUAUUUCUGCAACGCCCCCGGCCUCACUCCUGGGCGCUUCAACUUCAUCCAGCUGCAGCUGAUGGGAGUGCUGCCCAUCCUUCCCCUGCUGUUUCCUGUCAUGUGGGUGCUGGUCAAUGCCUAUGGAGAGGCUAGUGUCCUGGCUGAGUCCAGCAGAGCUUCUCCUACUGGCCUGCUUGCUAAGUUCUCUGAGGACACUCUAAGCAGCUAUACUGAAGCGGUGUCCUCCCAGGAGAUGCUGCGGUGUGUGUGGAGACACCUGGUGGGUGUGCUGAGGGGAGAAUCCCAGACUCUCUGCUACACCUCCAGCCUGCUACACACACUCGGCUCUGUCACUGUGUUGUGUUGUGUGGACAAACAGGGUGUAUUAUCCUGGCCUAACCCCAGUCCAGAGACCGUGUUGUUCUUCAGUGGUCGCGUGGAGCCGCCUCACAACGACAGUCAGCAAGACCUGCGAGAUGACCUGUCUGUCAACUCCUUCUGCCGCAUGGAGACCGACGAUGACCGUGACGAGACCCAGGAGGGGGAGGCUCUGCUGUGUAUGCCAGUGAUGGAUGGGAUGGGGGGCGGGCAUGAGCCCAGUGAGACUUCACAUGACACCGGCCGUUCCGAAGACACAGUUCAGCCUCGGCGGCAGGCGCAGGAGACACGCACCAAACACCCCUCAGGAUCUAAUGUCAGCUUCAGCCACAACACCGAGGGAGGGGACCAGGGCCCUGAACAGGACAUGGUGGGUUGCUGUGACAACGACGCGGAGGACUACGUGUGUGACUACCACCUGGAGAUGCUGAGUUUGUCUCAGGACCAGCAGAACCCGCUCUGCCGCUUCUCCGACCACCUCAGUAACCUGGCGCUGCAGGAAAGCCACGGGGCCGUGCUGCCCGUCCACGUGCCCUGGGGACUGUGUGAGCUGUCCAGGCUUAUAGGGUUCACUCCCGGGGCGAGGGAGCUGUUCAAACAGGAGAACCACCUAGCUCUGUACCAGCUGCCCUGUGGGGAGAAGGCCAAGGAGUCUGUCCCUCGACGCCAACACAACUUCACCAAGAGACAACCUCCCAUCAGCCACCUCAUCUCCCUCUUCAUCAGAGACUCCUCUUCCAAUAACGUCCAGAUGUUGUCUCACGGCUCAGCUGACCUCAUCCUGGAGGCCUGCACUGACGUCUGGGAUGGAUCUGACAUCUAUCCCCUCUCUGGCUCCGACAGGAAGAAAGUUCUGGACUUCUACCAGCGUGCCUGUCUGUCGGGCUACUGCUCUGCCUUUGCCUACAAGCCCAUGCAGGUGUCCCUGUCCAACCAGCUCAAUGGGAAAUGUGUGGAGCUAGCCCCCGGACCCAACCUCUUCUCUGGGGUAGAACUGCCCUCCACCACCCCUAUCAAAUACGACUCCCGCAGGAACUCCUGGAGCUCUGAUGAGGGUAUAGGAGAAGGUGUGGAGAAGGAUGACUGUGUUCAGGCUCUGAGUGGUCAGAUCUUCAUGGGAAUGGUGUCCUCCCAGUUCCAGGCUCGUCUGGACACCGUCAGGCUCAUAGACGCUCUGGUCACCGCCUGCAUACGCUUCGUCUACUUCUCCAUGGAGGACGAACUACGCAGCAAGGUGUUUGCAGAGAAGAUGGGCCUGGAGACAGGGUGGAACUGUCACAUCUCUCUGACCCCAAACAGGGACAGUCCCUGUGACGGUGCCCCCAACAGCCCAGGCCAGGACUCCCUACAUGAUGACCUGCACCAAGACUCCCGAGAUGAGGCAGAGGGGCCGUUGUUACCAGAGGAGGAGACUGCUGAUGUUCCCAGCUUCCUGGAGGACUGCAACAGAGCGAAGCUACCUCGUGGUAUCCACCAGGUUCGUCCUCACCUGAAGAACAUUGACAACGUGCCUCUGCUGGUGCCUCUCUUCACCGACUGUACCCCAGAGACUAUGUGUGAGAUGAUAAAGAUCAUGCAGGAGAACAGAGAGGUGACGUGCUGCCUGGGGAGCUCUGCCAACUUCCGCAACAGCUGCCUCUUCCUACAGAGCGACCUCAGCAUCGCCCUGGACCCCCUGUACCCGUCGCGGUGUUCGUGGGAGACGUUCGGCUACGCGACAGGAGCAGGCCUGAACGGGGAGGUGGAGGGUCUGUCUCCCCUCAGUCUCUCUGGUCAACUCAACACCCUGGCCUGUUCUGUCACCUUCCACCAGGGGGAGUCGGUCAGCAUGGUCAAACUCAUAGAACAGGCGCGUCACACUACGUACGGUAUCCGCAAGAGCUUCCUGUUCCUAUUGCAGUGUCAGCUGACCCUGGUCCUCAUCCAGUUUCUGGCCUGCCUCGCCCAGCUCCCACCUCCCAUGAACAUCACUGAUAUCCUCUGGCUGUCCUGCUUCAGCUGUCCACUGCUCAGUGUGUCGUUCUUAGGAAAGCCACCAGAAAGUUCUGUGAUGAACGUGGCCACGGGGAAGAACCAAGAUGCCAUCCCCAGAAAGACGCAGAACUACUUCCUGGGUUGUUUCCUUUUGAGGUUUGGCCUGACUGUGUGUGCCUACCUCCUGGGCUUUGGCUUCACGCUGCACGAGGUCUGCCUGAGGGCCAACAACCUGACCAUGGCAGAGAACACCACCAUCAGCUGUAGUGAUAUCCUCAGGGUCAGUUCGGCUCAGGACGCUCCCCAUUGGUUCAGGGAGCUGUCCAACGGCCUGCUGCUCACUCAGAAAGUCAUGGCUGGGUUCCUGGCCCUGCACACAGUGGUCAUCUCUCUGAGCUAUGUCCAUCGCUCUCAGCCGCUGUGGAAGAAGAACCCCUUCAGCAACACCUGGUGGUGCCUCACUGUCCCCGUUGUUCUGCUGGGUCAGUUGGUGCAGGCCACGGUGGACUACCAGCUGUGGCAGGACCGGUUGGCACAUUUGACCUUUGACCUGAAGGACAUCCCCAUGCUGGCCUGGCUAUUUGUCUCCCUGUCCUCCCUGGUGGUGGUGCUGCUCAAUGAGGCUGUCAAACUACACGAGAUACGGGUGAGGGUUCGCUACCAGAAGAGACAGAAGCUACAGUUUGAGACCAAACUGGGGAUGAACUCUCCCUUCUGAUUGGCUCAGACAAUGAACAGAGGGGCGUGGCAAUACAUGCUGGGAACCAAUCAGCCCUCGAAGUUGGUUCUAACUGCUGACACUGCGUCAGAUCGUUUCUCAUCCCUCUUGUUUGUUAGGAUUGGAGAAAGGAUAAUAUGAUCCUAGAUCUGUGGUUGAGGGGAACUUCUACCUCAAGCUCAUAAUCGCACUCCUCCUCAGUGCCCAUUGACCUAAACCCAGGAGCACUCAACCCACCUCAGCCCGAAAGCACUGGCUCCUAGCAGGUAGCGCUAACCUCAACCAAACUGCUACACAUGCUGGGUGGUUUAUCACUGCGAUAAUCCAAUUUUUUCUUGGGGUGGGGGGGAUCCUUGUUUAAAUUGUAUUAUGGUAUAAUAGUUUUUUUUAUAUAAAAGAAAGAUCCCAAAGCAUUUUUUUUUUUACUUUUAAAAGAAAGGCAAACAAAAACUGAGAAGUAUUUAUAAUAUUGUGGAAUGUUAUUGAAGGCCUGGGGAAUGAUUUACUGUAGUUCCUGCUUAGGGAACCUGCUUAGGGAUGGGGGGUAUGCUCACUGUUCUAUGAUAAUGUCUCUCACUGUAUCACAUAGGGGUUAUCACACUUCAGCAUGUUCCUCCUUUCUUUUGCCCCAAUACCAGACAGGGUUUCCCCCAGGAUUUUUUUCAGCAGCGGUGGCUAAGUAAACGUGGGGGGCUAGUUGGCGUGGCCAAUGUGGUGGAUUUAGAGGCCCUCCUCUUGGCCGCAGAGGCAACAUUUAGCGGUUUUAAAGCAAAUUUCCUGCAAUUUUGCCAUGGGGCAGAGAGAACAUUUGACAGUUUUAAAGAUAAUUUCCUAUGGCUCAUGCCAUGUUCUUACGCUAUCUGAGUGACUCAGAACUAUAACAAAAUCAAAGCCAUGACAUUUUGGGAAUUUUAUAUUCUAGUUUUAUUUUGGUGAUUGUUAGUACUCAAAGAUGAUCUAAGUAAAACAAAAAUAUUGCUCCAUUAUCUUUUCUACGUACAUUAUAUAUGGUUUUAAUCGUUUAAGUUUACACUGAAAAUAUUUUAUCAUCCCAAAAAUGAUGAUACACUACCGUUCAAAAGUUUGGGGUCACUUGUUUUUGUUUUUGAAAGAAAAUCACAAAAUAAAUCCAUUUAAAAAGAACAUGAAA